CGUAAAGGUCUUAGUGAGACGAAUGAAGUAUCCAUUAUUUAUACUCACUAAUUUAAAAAAAAGUGUAAAAUCCUUCACAAAUUUUAACACCUUUCAUUUAAUUUUACUUAAAUUGAAUGAAAGCCUUAUACUUUCAAAAAAAUGUACUCCGGUCCGAGUCUCCUCUGUGAUCUACUCCGUAUGUACUUAAGAAAGUGGACCCCUUAACUUAUCUUCUUCCAUCUAAAAACAUGAAGAACAACGUGGUAGUUAAACUAUAAAAGGCCCAUCUCUCCCAAGUUCCAACCUCAACUUGCUCCCCGGCCCGGUUCACCCAACUUCCUCAAGGAGAGGUCAUGGGAGAAACCAUAAUGGCCUCCGGUCCGAGUCUCCUCUGUUUCCUCAUUUUCUCCCUCAUCCUCUCGAACGCCGACCCGGUCCAUCCCAGAACCCCCGGUCCGGUCUACGCCUGUGACAUGGAGAAAACCCCGGCUUUGAAGGCAAUGCGGUUCUGCGACCCUGCUCUGGACGUGAAGACCCGGGUCGCGGAUCUCGUGGCCCGGUUGACGAUGCCGGAGAAGAUAACGCUCCUGGUCAACACGGCCGGGAAUGUUAGCCGGCUCGGGAUUCCGGGCUACGAGUGGUGGUCGGAGGCGCUACAUGGGCUCUCUGAUACUGGGCCGGGCGUGAAGUUUUCCGGCCCAAUUCCGGCCGCCACCAGCUUCCCUCAGCCCCUCCUCACUGCUGCUUCUUUCAAUGUCACCUUGUUUCACGCCAUUGCCAAGGUGAUUUCGACGGAGGCGAGAGCAAUGCACAAUCUAGGAUUGGCAGGGCUGACGUAUUGGUCCCCAAAUAUAAACAUAUUCCGGGACCCGAGGUGGGGCAGGGGCCAGGAAGUCCCGGGGGAGGACCCCACACUCACCUCCAAGUACGGGGUCGCCUUCGUCCGCGGCCUACAAGAGAGGGAAGAACAUGGCGGCGGCGGCGAGGACAAGCUCAAAGUGGCCGCCUGUUGCAAGCAUUACACGGCGUACGAUCUGGAGGACUGGAAGGGGAUCCAGCGGUACAAUUUCAACGCCGCCGUAACGGAGCAGGACAUGGCCGACACGUACCAGCCGCCGUUCGAGCGUUGCGUGCGCGAGGGAAAGGCGGCGAGCGUCAUGUGCUCGUAUAACCAGGUCAACGGCAAGCCCGCCUGCGGCGACUUUGACCUUCUUGCCGGCGUUAUCCGAGGCCAGUGGAAAUUGAACGGGUACAUAGUAACAGAUUGUGACUCUUUCAAUGCCAUGUACAAUUACCAGCACAUGACCAAAACGCCAGAAGAGACUGCAGCUUUAGGCUUGAAAGCAGGGGUGGAUCUAAAUUGUGGGCCAUUCCUGGCCCAGCACACACAAGGGGCAAUAGACCGGAAGCUAGUGAAGGAAUCUGAAAUAGACCGAGCCGUUUCCAAUAAUCUGGCCACUUUAAUGAGACUCGGGUUCUUUGACGGCGAUCCAAGAAAACAAUUUUACGGCAAUCUUGGGCCCGCUGAUGUCUGUAGUCCGGCCCACCAGGAGCUGGCCCGUGAAGCCGCGAGGCAAGGCAUUGUCUUGUUGAAAAACGACGCCGGAUCCCUCCCCCUUUCCCGCAGCUCUGUCAAGUCCUUGGCGCUCAUUGGGCCCAACGCUAAUAACCCACACACAAUGCUUGGAAAUUAUGAAGGCAAACCAUGCAAGUACACAAGCCUAUUACAAGAUCUAGCAGCAAUGGUGAAGACAGACUAUGCACCCGGGUGCGACGACAUCAAAUGCGGGACCCACCUCCUCUUGGACGACGCGAAGAGGAUAGCGUCUGCAGCCGAAGUCGUGGUCCUGGUCAUGGGUUCGGAUCAGUCCAUUGAGUCGGAAGCGAGGGACCGGGUGAAUCUCACUCUUCCCAGGCAACAAUCUUUUGUUGUAUCUGAGAUCGCGAAAGUUUCAAAGGGGCCCGUGAUUCUGGUGCUCAUGUGCGGAGCUGGAAUGGACGUUUCCUUCGCCGUUAAGGAUCCGAAAAUCACAGGCAUUCUUUGGGUCGGAUUCCCCGGCGAAGCGGGUGGCGCCGCCAUUGCUGAUGUUCUCUUUGGAUACCAUAAUCCAAGUGGAAGGCUACCAAACACAUGGUACCCACAAGCAUUUGCAGACAAUAUUUCCAUGGUUGAUAUGCGGAUGAGACCCGACCCGAAAGCGGGCUACCCGGGCCGCACAUACCGCUUCUACACCGGGCCGACCGUGUUCAAGUUCGGGUACGGGUUGAGCUACACCAAAUUCGAGCACACAAUGCUCGAGGCUCGAGAAACCGUGACCCUCUCCCUCGAGGAAGGGCACGCGUGUCGAUCCACGGCCUGCGAGUCAAUCGAGGCCACGGAUCGGCUCUGCGUCAGCUCGGGGUUGAUUGACUUCCGCGUGAGGGUCAAGAACGCAGGACCUGUGCACGGGGCCCACACGGUCCUUCUGUUCUCGGCCCUGCCACGCGUGCACGGCGCCCCACGCAAGCACUUGGUGGGGUUCGAGAAAGUCGAGUUGGGCCCGAACGAAGCGGAGACGGUGAGAUUUGGGUUGGACGCGUGUAAGGAUUUGAGUGUGGUGGAUGAGUUUGGGAAGAGGAGAUUGGCGUUGGGACUUCAUGUUCUUCACAUUGGUCAUCUCAAACAUUUGUUGACGGUGAGGAUUUGAUCAUAUGACUAUUCUUUUCCAUUAUUUGGAUGAGUUCCAUAAAACUUGUAAUGUGUUGAAGGCAAUUGUAACAAAGAUUUUUUUUAUUCCUUUCCAAGGGUUCAACUUGUGAAAUUCAAAUGCCGGAUAUCAAUGAAAUGGGACUCUUUUU
This is a messenger RNA of Cuscuta campestris, 2820 nucleotides long. The record is from the annotation of a GenBank genome assembly. NCBI's taxonomy places the organism in Eukaryota, Viridiplantae, Streptophyta, Magnoliopsida, Solanales, Convolvulaceae.